This is a messenger RNA of Quercus robur (English oak), 3288 nucleotides long. Its product is annotated as receptor-like protein EIX2. Gene Ontology annotation, molecular function: protein binding. Lineage: Eukaryota; Viridiplantae; Streptophyta; Magnoliopsida; Fagales; Fagaceae. The record is from RefSeq and is a predicted model, not a curated record. The transcript is spliced from 2 exons. Bases 1890 to 3182 code for a protein of 430 amino acids.
CACAGAAAUCCGCCUCCUAUAAAUUACCAUGCCAUUAGUGUAGCAUUUACAUAAUCAUAUAGUUUUUUGCAUAACCAUGGACUGUUCCUUCAGAUUAAGAGCCGUUACAUUAACCCGUUUCCUUGUGUUUCUCACUUUGGCAGCUAUUUAUCCUAAGUUCUGCUAUGGAAAAUCUGAGGUUCAUUGCAUCCAAAGUGAGCAACAGGCCCUUCUCUGAUUCAAGCAAGAUCUUACUGAUCCUUUAAACUGGCUUGCCCCUUGGGCUGGUGAUGGGGAUUGUUGUCAAUGGGUGGGAGUUGUCUGCAACAAUGUUACUGAUCACGUCCAACAACUCAAUCUCAAAAGCUUUCCUCCUCCUCUGCUUGAAUAUUUUUCAAUUGAAGCCCAAUAUGAAGCUGCUAUUCAAUCUUAUGCACAAUCAAUGUUUGGUGGUAAGAUAAAUCCUUCCCUACUUGAUUUGAAGCAUUUGUUUUGCUUAGACUUGAGCUACAACAAUUUUGGUCUUCCAAUUCCCGAAUUCCUCAGUUCAAUGGGGAGUUUAAGAUAUCUUAAUCUCUUCAGUGUGGGAUUUGUGGGAUUGGUACCUCCUCAAAUUGGAAAUCUCUCAAAUUUGCACUAUCUUAAUCUUGGAGGCUUUGGUUAUAAUUUUUUACCAGUCAAUAACCUUCAAUGGCUUUCUAGUCUUCCUUUACUAACAAGUGCUAGAUUUGAGUGGUGUAGACCUUAGCCAAGCCUCCGAUUUGCUUCAGGUGACAAACAAAAUCACUUCCUUGUCAGAGUUGUGGUUAUCACAUUGCAGCCUUGGUUCCAUUCCACUAACACCCAAUUCUAACUUUUCAUCUCUAGCCACCCUUGAUCUUUCUUUUAACAGAUUUGAAAAAGCUUUGAUUCCAUCAUGGGUCUUUCGUUAUCAAAAUUUGGUUGCUCUUAAUCUAUCUGCCAAGGGUUUUCUAGGUCCAAUCCCUAUUGGUUUGCAAAACAUGACUUCUCUUAAGCACCUUGAUCUAUCUGCCAACUAUUUCAACUCUUCAAUUCCCAAUUGGUUGUAUAGUUUUAGUCAUCUUGAGUUCCUCAAGUUCCGCAAGAAUCUUUUGCAAGAAACAAUCUCUAGUUCCAUUAGAAACUUAACAUCUGCCAUUAGCAUAGACUUGACAAGCAAUCAACUUGAUGGAAAGGUACCAAGAUCUUUGGGCAAUGUUUGCAAUUUAAGGGAACUAAGAUUGUCAAACAACAAAUUGAGUGAAGAGGUAUCGAAAAUCUUAGAAAGUUUAUUAAGAUGUGUUUCGUAUGGACUAGAGGUCUUAGAAAUGUAUGAUGCUCAACUAUUUGGUCAUUUGAUUGAGGAACUUGGGCAAUUUCAAAAUCUUGCUACACUUUCUUUGGAGGGUAAUUCAAUUUGGGGUCCAAUUCCAAUUUCAAUAGGAAAACUUUCAUCUUUGAGAUUCUUAGACCUUUCGAGUAAUCAAUUUAAUGGAACUCUUCCUCAAAGUUUUGGAGGACUCUCAAAAUUAUAAUAUGUCUUCAUUGGUGGGAAUAUGUUGGAGGGAGUAGUAUCUGAAACUCAUUUUGCCAAUUUAAGAAGAUUAAAGGAAUUUAGCACAACUCCAACCCGUUUGACUGUAAAAGUAAGUCCCAAUUGGAUUCCUCCUUUUCAAGUUGUCAUUUUAGGAUUGGGAUCGUGGAUUUUAGGGCCAAAUUUUCCUUUAUGGAUUUGUUCACAAAAGCUAGUUUGGUCUUUGGAUAUAUCCAACACAAAUGUUAAGGAUGCAAUUCCUCCUUUGUUUUGGAACAUGUCCUCUUAGUUCAAUUAUCUAAACUUGUCUCACAAUCAUAUCUAUGGACAGAUUCCAAAUAUCCCUCUGACUUUGUAUCCUUCUUUUGUGAUUGAUAUGAGUUCUAAUUCAUUCAAUGGUUUGUUACCUUGUACAUCCUCUAACGUGAGCUUUCUAGAUCUAUCUGACAAUUUAUUGUCUGGAUUUAUUUCUCACUUUUUGUGUUACAAGAAGAAUGAGCCCAAACAAAUGGAACUUCGCAAUCUUGGAAAAAAUCAUUUAUUAGGAAAUAUAAGUUAUUGUUGGAAGAAUUUGCAAAAAUUGUUGGUCUUAAGUCUAGGAAACAAUAAUUUCACUGGUAGCAUUCCAGUUUCCAUUUCACAUUUGAGUCUUCUUAAGUCUUUGCACCUAAGCAACAACAAAAUCUCUAGGAAAUUGCUACAUAUUUGGAAAAAUUGCACUGAUUUGGAGAUUAUUGAUAUCAGUGAGAAUCAGUUUUUUGGAAUCAUACCUUCAUGGAUAGGACAAAGACAUUCAAGCUUGAUCAUUCUCAACCUUCGCUCAAACAAUUUCCAUGGCCCCAUUCCAAAACAACUUUGUGCUCUAACUUCACUCCAAAUCUUGGACCUUUCACAUAACAAGCUAUUUGGAAGCAUACCUGGAUGUGUUAACAAUUUGAAUGCCAUGGCUUCAACUUCUCACAAUAUUUUACAGGACUUGUUUGUGGUUGAUGGUGAUUCCGUGGAUUUUGAACGGGCAUUGCUUGUGAUAAAAGGGCAAGUUCUUGAGUAUACCACCAAUCUGGGACUACUAAGAACUAUAGACCUUUCGAAGAAUAAUUUAUCUGGAGAGAUCCCUAAAGAAGUGACUAGUCUUCAAGGAUUACAAUCAUUGAAUUUGUCAUUUAAUAAUUUGACUGGAAGGAUUCCUGAGAAUAUAGGUGCUAUGGGAUCCUUGGAAUCUCUUGAUUUCUCUGAAAAUCAACUUUCAGGUCGCAUUCCUCCAAGCAUGUCAAAAUUGUCAUUUUUGAGUAAGUUGAACUUGUCAAUGAACAAUUUAUCUGGGAAAAUCCCUUCAGGCACUCAACUACAAAGCUUUAGUGCAUCUAGUUUUAUUGGAAACAAACUCUGUGGACCUCCACUUACGGAUAAUUGCACUAUAAAUUAUGCCAAAUCCAACACUAAAGACAGAGGGAGAAGAGGUGGGCGUGAAGUGGAUUGGUUUUAUGUAGGUAUGGCACUUGGAUUUGUGGUUGGAUUUUGGAUUGUUUGGGGUCCUUUACUAAUGAACAGGAAAUGGAGAAUAAUGUAUUUUCAAUUCCUAGAUCGCAUGGGGUACAAGCUUGGGGUGUUUUGGCACAAACUUGAUAGCUUUUACUUAAAUGUUGUGAGAUUCUUAUCUUGUUACUAGCUAAUGUUUCUUUUAGUGCAUUGAUAUGUUGCAGUUUCAUUUUGAAAUAAUUUGUAUCUUUUGUUAGCUCAGUCAUUUUGAAAUAAAUUGAAGAAUUUUUUUUUCC